AUGCAAGAUCCAUACCAUCAACUCUCUACAUGGGAUGAUGAUAAUGAUGUCAACUGUUGCAAAUGGAAUGGUGUAGUUUGCAACAACUCAACUGGCCAUGUUCACCAACUCCAUCUCCGCGGUUUGAGUUUGAGAGGCCAAAUCAAUUCAUCUUUGCUCAAUCUCAAACACUUGACUCAUCUUGACUUGAUUCUCAACAACUUCAAACAAACAAUCCCUUCCUUCUUUGGAUUAUUCACAAAGCUCGAGCUUUUCAACCUCUCUUUUGCUGGAUUUCAUGGAGUGAUUCCCCAUACCAUCGGGAACCUUUCAUAUCUACGCACUCUAGAUAUGGCUGGCUUUCCAAACAUUGUGCCUGCUGGUCACAAAAACUACUAUCACACCACAACUUACGGUGGUUACCCAGACAUGGAAUUUGCUGCUCAUGUAAGCUUUCCAAACCUGCUACAAGUUGAUAAUCUUGAAUGGUUAUCGCUGCUUUCUGGACUCGAGAAUCUCAAUAUGAACUUUGUGAACCUCAGCAGAGCUACAAAUUGGGUGCAGGUGAUCAACACACUCCCUUCUUUGCAACAUCUUCGUUUUCAAAAUUGCAGCCUAAGUUACAUAUCUCCUCUGAGUUAUCUCAACAUCACUUCCUUAACUCUUCUUGAUCUCUCUUCUAACAACUUCCAUUCCACUGAGGUCCCAAAAUGGAUAUUUGGGCUUCACAAUCUUCAUUUUCUUGAUCUAAGGAACAACUCUUUCAUAGGUCCAAUUCCAGCUAACAGUAAUGCCACCAAACUGAAGUAUAUUGAUCUCUCUUUCAAUUUUUUGAACUCCAUCGUACCAAGUUGGCUCUAUUCUUGUAUAGAUUUGGAGUUUGUUAUCUUGGAUUACAGCUUCCUAACCGGUGCAGUUCCAGCAGGAUUUACUAACCUGUGCAAAACAAGAAGGUUGUCCUUAUCCAACAAUAAUUUCCAAGGAAAUGUAUCUGAUUUAUUUGGAAAUAUUUCGGAGUGCUUCUUGGAAACAUUGGAAGUCCUAGAUUUGAAGUUUAAUCAAAUCUCAGGUCAGUUGAUAGAUCAACUAGGAGAGUUUAAGAGUUUUGAACAUCUUAAUCUCAACAAGAAUUUACUAACUGGUCCAAUUCCAGCCAGCAUGGGUAGUGUUCCAAGCUGGUUCUGGAAUACUUGGGUCUUGAAUCUCUCCCAUAACCAUCUUCACGGAGAGAUCCCAGAUUUCCGUGGCGCUGCCCAGUUUAUAUACUUGAGUUCUAAUAAACUCGAAGGCCCAUUGCCUCAAGUUGGAGACGCUUUGAAGGAGCUUGAUCUGUCCAAUAAUUCAUUCUAUGGAGGCAUAGCCCACUUUCUAUGUGAUGAGACAUAUCCAACAUAUUCGUUGGAGAUUCUUCAUCUGGGAGAAAAUCUAUUAAGUGGGGAAUUGCCAGAUUGUUGGAACAAAUGGCCUUCUUUGAGAUAUCUGAGCCUAGGCAAUAACCAAAUGCAUGGAAGCAUUCCAACUUCUAUGGGAUUUCUUGCUAAUCUAGAAUCUUUGAAUCUUCAAAAUAAUCGAUUCUCCGGGAAGAUACCUUUUGCAAUGCACAACUGCAUUAAGCUGGUGAAGAUGGGGCUUGCAGAUAACAAUCUUGCAGGGAACAUACCGGCGUGGAUAGGAACAAGCCUAGUCGAGUUGAGGAUUCUGAUACUGCGCUCAAACAACAUGAGUGGUGAGAUCUCUUCAGAGAUUUGCCAGUUGAGCUAUCUCCAGAUAUUGGAUCUCGCCAACAAUGAACUCUCGAGCGGAAUACCAAGGUGUAUUCAUAAUAUCACUGCAAUGGUUAUAAAGAGGAGUUUGUCAGAUCUAUUCAAACUGUAUGGAGUUGAGAAAUCAUGGUACUCUUACUCCUUUUUCAACGCGGGAGGGUUCAGAGAGAGUGCACUGAUAGUGAAAAAAGGCGGUAAACUGGAGUUCGACCUUUCAGUGAACAGUCUGUCCGGAGAAAUCCCAAAUGAGUUAACAAGUUUGUCAGAGUUGGGAUCCUUAAACUUGUCAAGCAAUCAGCUAACAGGUUUGAUCCCCGAGAACAUUGGAGAAAUGAAGCAGUUGGAAUCUCUUGAUCUAUCAAGAAACUCCCUGUCGGGUCGAAUUCCCAGCAGCCUUGCAUUCAUAUUUGGUUUGGGUUAUCUCGACUUGUCUUACAACAACUUAACAGGAAGUAUUCCAGAUGGCACACAGCUCCAGAGCUUCAAUGCUUCAAGCUUUGUCGGUAACCAUCUCUGCGGCCUGCCAUUAACAAGCAACUGUAGUGAAGGAGGAAUUAAAGAGAUGAAUGAGAAAGCUACAGAGGUUGAGUGGUUUUAUGUGCUGCUAUCUUUGGGUUAUGCAUUGGGAUUUUCAGUGGUUUGCACAGCCUUAGUGUUGAAGAAGGCAUGGAGAGAUGCAUGUUUUGGGUUGCUAGAGAGGAUGUGGAUAAGCCUCACAACAUCUACAUAG
Salvia splendens (bonfire salvia) is the source of this 2472-nucleotide messenger RNA. Its product is annotated as receptor-like protein EIX2. NCBI's taxonomy places the organism in Eukaryota, Viridiplantae, Streptophyta, Magnoliopsida, Lamiales, Lamiaceae. Gene Ontology annotation, molecular function: protein binding. The record is from RefSeq and is a predicted model, not a curated record. The coding region runs from base 1 to 2472 and encodes 823 amino acids. The transcript is spliced from 2 exons.